AUGGGACACAACUCUGUGUACCCUCUUGCUCUUGCGCCGUCCGUGUGGUUAUUUGCACUGCUGCGCAAUCAACACUCGUCUCUGAACGCCCACACAAACAUCGCGACCUCCGCAAACGGCAUUCAGCGGCUCCGCGCGCUGUUUCGUAAGCGGGCGCUGUACUGGACCCGCUCGCCGCUCACCAUAAUUCUCGGCUGGAUUAUCCCGGUGGUGCUUUUCUACUUGUCUUGCUUUGGAUUCGGCCUGCCCAAGAGUCACCGUAGUAACUCAGCCGCGAGCGCGGGCCUACCCGAGACGGUGGAGCUGCGCAGCAGCGUCCACUUUGGGGCCGCCCGCUGUUUCGUGGAAGAGGCAGCCGCGCCGAACAAAUUCUCGCAGAACUUCGAGGCCCUAGCCGUGAGCGAGGGCGCCACCAUCGAUAAGCUGAAGAAGGCCAAGAUACAGCUGCUGGAAUUCGCACGCAAGGACUUCGUCAAGUACUACACUUACUACGCCUAUGGGGUCAGCUCCAAUGCCACCACGAUCGAGGGCUGGUACAACCCAGCCAGCAGCGUUUCGGCAAACGUGCUUCUCAACCUGAUUAACACGGCACUGUUACGCACCCUCUCCAACUCUCCCAAGGCCCGAAUCACCGCCACUGCGCCAUUCUACCGCAUUAAGGCGCCUAGCGACGUCGAAACUUCCGAGGACGGGAAACCGUCGUCCUCGUCCGUUGCGGUUUUCUGGAUUCUCCUACCGCAAGCCAUCCUCGGUCUAACCGUGUCCACCAUGGCCGUCUUCCCCGUCACCGAAAAGACCUGCGGUGCGCUUGAACUGCAGCUCAUGACGGGCGUGUCGGGCCCGCUGUACGUGUGCUCGCACUUCCUGUUCGACCUACUCGCGCAAUACCUGCUGCCUUUCGGUGCCUCGUUCACCAUGUACGCGUUCGGGUACGAGACAGAUAUGAGCUUCAUCGGUUUCGUGGCGCUGUACCUGGUCCUGCUGUCAUUUGCUCCGGUGGCAAUAUUCUGGCCAUACCUGUUGUCCACUGUGCUCCAGACUCAAGGUGCCGCAUUCACCGCUACUCUGGCGCUGUUCGUCAUCGGAGGACCAGUGGCCUGGGUGUUGUAUUUUCUCGCGCUCGUCAAAUUUUCGAGUCGCCGUCUGGUACGCGCAGCCUUCAUGCUCGUGUCGCCACCGUUCGCUCUGGCCCAGGCCGCCAUUACAGCCGUCAUGGAGGGAAAAAUUGGCUACUUCUGCGCCAAGCAAAGCGAGAAAAAGAGCCGUGCAUGGGCCUCUGCGGUGACAAAGCAAAACCUACGUCGUGCAGCACGUGUUCAGACCUUUUUUCAGGCUGACGGUGACAUGACCGACGAUCAAGAGGAUCCGUGCAGCGUCAGCUUUUUCUCGAUGUCAGAGCACAGCGCAAUGCCAGACAUCUUGCUCCUUGUGGUCGAAGACCUGGUACUCUUCGUCUUCCUCAGCCUUCUGUACUCGGGAUACGGCUUGAAUCUUCGCAAGAUCAUUGAUUCAGUCGUUGGCGUCCCACAUCGCGGAACUGAGGACGCCAUGGACGAAGACGUGAAGGCUGAGAAGGAGCUCGUCGAGAACCUGGCGAAGACCAGCGCGUCGCCCGAGCUAGAGCGACGGGGCUACACGCUGGUGGCGCAUGAUCUGUGCAAGUGGUUCGGUUCCUUCGAGGCUGUCAAGGGCCUCAGCGUGGCUAUCCGUCGGGGCGAGUGCUUUGGGCUUCUCGGUGUGAACGGCGCGGGAAAGAGCACGACUUUCCAAAUGCUCACGGGUCUCCUCGAACUCAGCGCGGGCGAGGCCUACAUGUGCGACGUCAAGCUGACAAGUUCGCCCAGGAAGUGGCAGUCGCACAUCGGCUACUGCCCUCAGAACAAUGGACUCCUGGAGAAGCUCACCGCGUUCGAGCAUCUGCGACUCUUCGCUGGGCUUCGCGGCAUCCACGAUAACCUUGUCGAGGAAGCAGUUCAGACGGCCGUUCAGUUCAUCGACGUGGAAAAACAUGCGAAUAAGCCUUGCGGUACUUACAGCGGUGGCAACAAGCGUAAGUUGUCAAUUGGUCUGGCCAUGCUGGGAAAUCCCAGGGUCAUUUUCCUCGACGAGCCGUUCGCCGGCGUUGACGUCGUGUCCAGGAACACAAUCACUGGCAGGCUUGCCACGAUGCGCAAAGAGGGAAACGUGCCCGUCGUGCUCACGUCUCACGGCAUGGAAGAGUGCGAGGCAGCGUGCGACCGACUGUGCAUCAUGGUUGCCGGUCAGAUGACCUGCCUGGGCACCAUGCAACACCUGCGGGACAAGUUUGGCACCGGCUACACGAUGCAGCUGGUGUUGGCGCGUAAAGCGCCGACGGCGACCGAAGGAAGUGGGGCGGGAGAGGCGACCACCACGGAGGUGAAGUCAAACGAGGCGCUGGACAAGGACGUGAUCGCGCUGUUCCCGGGAGUGCGUGCCCUCGGCGCACAUGACAACGUCCACGACUACCACGUCAAGGAGAAACUUCCUUGGAGCACUGUGUUCGAGAAAGUGCAGGAGCUCGAGAAAUCCUACAAGUUCUCCCACGUAUUAAUCCAAGACACCAACUUGGAACAGAUCUUCAUUUCAUUCGCCGAAAAACGGGCUGCAUCUCAGGAAGUUUGAUGUGGCCUUCGGAUUUCGCGAUG
Molecule: messenger RNA, 2666 nt
Organism: Rhipicephalus sanguineus (brown dog tick)
Lineage: Eukaryota; Metazoa; Arthropoda; Arachnida; Ixodida; Ixodidae
Product: phospholipid-transporting ATPase ABCA3-like
Exons: 11
Coding region: 1-2643 (880 amino acids)
Biological process (GO): transmembrane transport; lipid transport
Cellular component (GO): intracellular membrane-bounded organelle; membrane
Molecular function (GO): ABC-type transporter activity; ATP hydrolysis activity; lipid carrier activity
Source: RefSeq, a predicted model, not a curated record